GGCGGAGUUGACAUUGUUGCCCGGUUGCCGAGGUGACUGACCCGGGCUGAGUGAGGUCUGAGGCAGUACCUGGCGAGCGAGGUCGAUCUGGGCCGCGGGUCGCUGAAGUGAUGGUUCCCGUUUUGGACGCGCUUUGGGAGGAUAGGGAUGUUAGGUUUGACAUUUCGCCUCAACAAAUGAAAAUGAGACCUGGAGAGGUCCUAAUUGACUGCUUGGACUCCAUCGAAGAUACUAAAGGGAAUAACGGGGAUAAAGGUAGAUUGCUUGUGACUAAUUUGCGAAUUAUCUGGCAUUCACUGGCUCUUCCGCGGGUUAAUUUAUCUGUUGGCUACAACUGCAUUAUAAACAUUACAACUCGAACUGCCAAUUCGAAACUUAGGGGCCAAACUGAAGCUCUUUACAUUCUGACAAAAUGCAACAACACACGAUUUGAGUUCAUCUUUACCAGUGUGGUUCCAGGAAGCCCUCGGCUAUUCACCACAGUUAUUGCAGUGCACAGGGCAUAUGAAACAUCAAAAAUUUACAGAGAUCUUAAAUUAAGAGGGGCUCUCAUUCAAAACAAGCAGUUACGACUCCUCCCCCAGGAACAGGUGUAUGAUAAAAUUAAUGGUGUCUGGAAUCUUUCAAGUGAUCAGGGCAAUUUGGGAACAUUUUUCAUCACGAACGUUCGAAUAGUAUGGCAUGCCAAUAUGAAUGAUAGUUUCAAUGUUAGCAUUCCUUACUUACAAAUUCGAUCAAUAAAAAUCAGGGACUCAAAAUUUGGGCUUGCACUGGUAAUUGAAAGUUCACAACAGAGUGGAGGGUAUGUUCUUGGUUUUAAAAUUGAUCCUGUGGAGAAACUUCAAGAGGCAGUAAAGGAGAUAAAUUCUUUGCAUAAAGUUUACUCUGCCUGCCCAAUCUUUGGAGUUCAAUACGAAAUGGAGGAAAAGCCUCAGCCACUUGAGGACCUAACAGUUGAGCAAGUUCAAGAUGAUGUUGAAAUUGAACCAGAGGAACAGACUGAUGCUUUUGUGGCUUACUUCGCAGAUACUAAUAAGCAACAGGACCGUGAGCCAGUUUUUUCAGAGGAACUGGGGAUUGCAAUUGAAAAAUUGAAAGAGGGCUUCACUCUUCAAGGACUUUGGGAAGUGAUGAGUUGAACUUCACGUUUACUUUAGUGCUAGUUCGUCUUAAGUUAUUAUACGGUGACUAUGAGAUGCAAUUUCCAGUAAUCAUUGCUGUUUAAAAAUAAAACCAAACAAUUUUAAAAA
Messenger RNA from Stegostoma tigrinum, 1250 nucleotides. It is a transcript of the gene bbs5, whose product is annotated as Bardet-Biedl syndrome 5. The record is from RefSeq and is a predicted model, not a curated record. The transcript has 12 exons. Gene Ontology annotation, cellular component: ciliary basal body; BBSome. Gene Ontology annotation, molecular function: phosphatidylinositol-3-phosphate binding. The coding region runs from base 111 to 1139 and encodes 342 amino acids. Gene Ontology annotation, biological process: intracellular transport; cilium assembly. NCBI's taxonomy places the organism in Eukaryota, Metazoa, Chordata, Chondrichthyes, Orectolobiformes, Stegostomatidae.